Messenger RNA from Hydractinia symbiolongicarpus, 1080 nucleotides. RefSeq lists its product as uncharacterized. The transcript is spliced from 2 exons. The record is from RefSeq and is a predicted model, not a curated record. Bases 4 to 342 code for a protein of 112 amino acids. NCBI's taxonomy places the organism in Eukaryota, Metazoa, Cnidaria, Hydrozoa, Anthoathecata, Hydractiniidae.
UUAAUGGCUUGUAGACAGGGUCGCAGAAAGAGAGCCAAAAUCGAUCAUAAUGAAGUGGCAGUGGCUCAUGUAACGAAAGGUGUAGAUCAGGACGGGCUGAGAAAAUAUUACAUAAAUAAAGAAAUAGGUAUGCUGAGUAUUACAAAAAACCACACAUUCUUAAAUGCCAAAAACAAUUAUCUUAUGCGCACAAAUUAUUUGAGGAAUAAAUUUUUGCGAACCAUAUUUUUGCGGAUGAGUAGUCCCCAAAUACUUCAUUUUGCGGAGUAUAUUUUUGCGGAAUUAAUUUUUGCGGAAUUAAUUUUUGUGAAGUACGAAGAAAUUAAAAGAAAAAUGGUGUAGAAGUUUUUGCGGAUGGAAGUUUACCAACGAAAGAAAAUUAGUCACUACGCAUUUCUUGUAUUAAUAAUAUAACCUUUAUUUUUGGGAGAUAGAAUUUUCAAGGAAUUAGUAGAAGAGGUAUUUUAAAGUUAGCAGAAGCAAAAUACAAUGGAAUGCAAUAUCUCGGCGGACGAAAAAUUCAGGGAAGAAAAAUUAUCCAGCAAUUUUAAGAAAUUUUGCAAAAUAAUCUCCCCAUUAAUUUUCCCCAUUUUAGAACACGUGACCUCUUUGUCCUUAAUUGCAAAGUGAAAUAAACCUAAAUGGGGCAACAGCAAAAGUACAAUAAAAUUUCAUAGUUUGGGUGGUUUUUAAAGUUUUCGGGGCAUUUAAUUUCGUGGAUGAUCAACACGUGUUUUCGCUGUGCUUAAUUUGACAAGUUCAAUAAAAAUUACGUAAUUUGAAAAAUAUAAUUCUAAGUCAAUUCAAAUGCUUAAUAACAUAUCCUUUAACCUCAUGAACACUGCAGUUUGCGCACAGUUGUAAAUGUUUAUACAAAUUUUGUCCUUAAUAGAAUGAUUAUGAGAUACUAUUGAAACGACGCCCUUUAUAAGUACAAAUUAAUCCGUAACUCCUUUAGAGUGCAAUUUAUGAAAUUGAGCUUCUUAUGAAGCGCUAAAGCAGUAAAGAGUUAAUAUGUUUUCAAUCGUGAAAAUUUACUUUUUUAUUGUUAAGACAUAUUGCCUAUGGUUACUUGAUUUA